Zingiber officinale is the source of this 660-nucleotide messenger RNA. Its product is annotated as BTB/POZ domain-containing protein At1g21780-like. The coding region runs from base 101 to 502 and encodes 133 amino acids. The transcript is spliced from 2 exons. The record is from RefSeq and is a predicted model, not a curated record. NCBI's taxonomy places the organism in Eukaryota, Viridiplantae, Streptophyta, Magnoliopsida, Zingiberales, Zingiberaceae.
UUUGUUUCUUUCGAUCGGGGCUGCAUUGCGACGGCGGAGACUCUUCUCCACCAACGUUCUCCUUCGUCGGAAUCGAAGAAGAAGAAGUGCAGAGGAGGAGAUGGCCGGCAGCGAAAAUAAUGCCGGCAACAAAGUGAAAGCCAUAUCGCCGCUGGCGCAAUGGAGGGUCAAGAGCCUCGGGGUACACGACUACCGCCGCUCCGACGGUUUCAUGAUUGGAAGCUGGAAUUGGUGUUUAUCCGUCGAGAAUAAUAAUUCUAUAUUGUCCAUCCGGCUCAUCUCCAAGCCCAGUUGUAUCACUGAGGAUAAAUACCCCAUCGCCAAGAUCUUGAUCCGUGCCCACUGCACUGGUUCCACGAAUUCUCACUACGCUGAAUGUAAGUCACCUCUGUCGUUGGCUUUUCUGCACUACAUUAAACUUCCUGGAACUACACAAACUGGCAGUUCGUCAAUGAAAUCCACCUCGAUAUCCUGUGGAGCCACGCAACAGUUGCUAUUUUGAUGACCUCGAGAUCGGUAUCAUGGUUGGCAAAAUCGACGCUCCCAAAAAAUCAAAACCAAAAUCAUCCAGGAGCGUCUGGAAUCGAUUUUUACGGUGAAAUAGGAGCAGGAUCGAUAUGAUCGUACCACGUUACAAUGAUUCUACACAUUGAAAUAACU